ACAACAACCUGUCACGUGUGUGCGCGGCUGCCUCCGCCCAGCAGGUGGCGGUGCGGGCAGCUCCCCACGAACACCAACGAAGAAGAAGAAGCUAAUCUGUGUAGUUAGCAAGUCGGCAAUAAAUAAACAGAAACACUAACACGGCAGGAUCAUGUCAGCUGAUACCAAGAUUGCGGAGCUGCUCACAGAGCUCCAUCAGCUCAUUAAACAGACCCAGGAGGAGAGAUCCCGCAGUGAACAUAACCUGCUCAACAUUCAGAAAACACACGAGAGGAUGCAGACGGAGAACAAAACGUCCCCAUACUACAGGACCAAGCUGAGAGGACUGUACACCACGGCCAAAGCUGAUGCUGAGGCGGAGUGCAGUAUUCUGCGUCAUGCGCUCGAUAAGAUAGCGGACAUCAAGUCUCUGUUGGAGGAGAGGAGAAUAGCUGCUAAGAUGGCGGGAGUUUACAGCGACAGUGACCCUCCCAGGAAGACGAUGAGGCGAGGCGUCCUGAUGACGCUCCUCCAGCAGUCGGCCAUGACGCUGCCUCUGUGGAUCGGAAAGCCGGGGGAGAGCCCUCCUCCUCUGUGUGGGGCGACUCCGGCCAGCAGCGACUACGUGGCCAAACAGGGCGACAAGGUGGCAGCGAGGGUGAAGGCGGUGGACGGAGACGAGCAGUGGAUCCUGGCGGAGGUGGUCAGCUACAACCACUCCACCAACAAAUAUGAAGUGGACGACAUCGACGAAGAAGGAAAAGAGAGACACACUCUGAGCAGGCGGCGGAUCAUCCCGUUGCCUCAGUGGAAGGCGAACCCAGAGACGGACCCUGAAGCUCUGUUCAGUAAAGACCAGCUGGUGCUGGCCCUCUACCCCCAAACCACCUGCUUCUAUCGGGCCCUCAUCCACACGCCACCACACAGGCCGCAGGAUGACUACUCGGUGCUGUUCGAGGACACGUCGUACGCUGAUGGUUACUCCCCGCCACUCAACGUGGCUCAGAGAUACGUGGUCGCCUGCAAAGAGAACAAGAAGAAGUGAGCGACGACCGGAAGGACAAACAUGGAGGAUUGAUUUUUGUAUGAAAACAUGUUCAGAAAUAUUUGUCAGAUCUGUUGUAUUUUGUAGAUUUGAUCAUGGAAGGUGAUAAUCAGGAAAACAUACCUGAACAGACUUUUUUUGUCAUAAAUGAGACUGUGUUUGUCAAAAUCAACAUCAAGACACAGAAAGAAGAAGUGAAAUAACCCACGAACACUUGAACGUCUCAUGGGGACAGAUGUUAGCUUUGUCCCAGAUUAUCACAGCGUUACAGCACAGAGUGACGAAUAAAGUCUUUAAAAACAUUGAGUGGACACCGAGGUACCUCUGAUGUUUGAGUGUACCGUUGAUGUCCCACAAUGCAUUGGACAAACAAAACAUUCAAGCUGCUCACAGCUGAAAAAGACUCAAACUAAUUAUGGAUGACGGGGAAACAGCUUCAGGGACUCCUCGAAAACAUCCCUAUAAAUAUGAGUACAUACUGUAAAUACUUUGUAUGUAGUGUUGAAAUGGGAGGCAGCAGGUGAGUGACAGGUCGACACAGAGGAGAGAAGCUGCUGAUUGGAUGGAAAGAAACAACUCAGAGUCUGAACAGUUUAUUUUUUACGUGUCAACUUUCUGAUUUUUGUGUGAAUCUUCAAAUGAAAAAAAUGUUUUCAUGCU
Acanthopagrus latus (yellowfin seabream) is the source of this 1684-nucleotide messenger RNA. RefSeq names its product SAGA complex associated factor 29 (gene sgf29). The record is from RefSeq and is a predicted model, not a curated record. The transcript is spliced from 10 exons. Lineage: Eukaryota; Metazoa; Chordata; Actinopteri; Spariformes; Sparidae. Gene Ontology annotation, cellular component: SAGA complex. The coding region runs from base 152 to 1024 and encodes 290 amino acids.